This is a messenger RNA of Hyaloscypha bicolor E, 1270 nucleotides long. RefSeq lists its product as uncharacterized. The record is from RefSeq and is a predicted model, not a curated record. The transcript has 3 exons. Lineage: Eukaryota; Fungi; Ascomycota; Leotiomycetes; Helotiales; Hyaloscyphaceae. The coding region runs from base 316 to 1059 and encodes 247 amino acids. Gene Ontology annotation, biological process: regulation of transcription by RNA polymerase II. Gene Ontology annotation, cellular component: nucleus.
AGAUUCGACGGUUCAAACGAUUGAACCACCACGGCUUUGUAGACGACUGUUGUCGCUACUUACAUAUCAUACAGCCCCGUUCCACGGACUACCUCACGAUAACCAUGGCGGAGCCAGAUGAAGAUGUAGUUGCUGGUCUCGAUUCCUCUCAAUGAACCAGUCUUUGGUGUCAGAGGCAACGAAUUACCACCUGACAUCGACGACUUCCAAUUCCUCCCUCUUUAUCCCGACCCUUGGCAUGGACUUGGAUUAGCAGAUAUCGACUUCACGCUAGAUUUCGACCUUGAGUCCCAUGAGAGACUCUGGGAAAAGGUGAUGGCGCCAGUAGAAGAUUCUCCAGGCUGCCAAAAAACUUAUUCUCUUUUUGACUACGGAUCGCCUUCGCCUCUUUCUGUGACACACCGUUUGCCUAUCGAGGCCGCUGUGGCAGAGAACUUGAAUUCAACUACUGAUCUAAAUUUUGUUGCACCUCUCCCGUUGCUAGAUGUUGGCAUACGCGAGCCUGCAACUCCAUGGGGUAGCUUCUGGCCUCAAGGAUCUCCAUCAGCCUCCUCUACAUUUCUAACGCAGCCCUCUCCAAAAUCUCGAAUCAACUCCGUCUCUACCACUCCCUGUUCUCCUUCCAUGUCCCCAAUCCUCUGUUCUUGGGAGGAGUGCGACAAGACUUUCUUCACCAACGCCGCUUUCAACCAUCACCUCAAAUACCAUACCAAGCCCUUCCACUGUCCGCAUUGCCCGCUCCAGCAAGCUACCAAACGGCUUCUGCAUCGCCACAUCAACGAGCGCCACUUCAAUACUGAGAAGUAUUACUGCACUGUUGAUCGCUGUAAUCGGAGCAUGGGUGGCGUUCUUGGAAAUGGAGGUCAGCAUUUCACUCGUGAGGAUAAUUGUAGGAGGCACUUGAGGAAGAUGCACGGGAUAUCUGGGAUGGGAGAGGAGCCGGGCGUGGAGAUGGACAGGCAAGCGAAGGAGGGAGGAGAAAGCGAAGUGGUUGAUAUGGAUGAGUUGACUAGACGGAUCAGGAGGGAGAGGAAAUUUGGGAGGAGGAAAACUGGAUAGAGAUGCAACGCACCGAACGUGAUAUACAGGAAACUAAGAUUACGGCUUAACGACGAUCCAACCGCAGAAUACGGCUCCUGAAAACUCAAUCUAGAGUUGCAGGUGCCAGUAGGAUUGUUGGGUGGGGCCGAGUCGUACAAUUCCCUGAACUUAUCAAGGUCGAAUCCCGCCAUUGCCGUAACUGCCAUUUUCCCCUCUUUCUUCAUUUCCU